UCUUGCUCUGAGCUAGUCACCCUAGAUGUCGCUAACGAGUCAAAUAUGAUCAUAGUUGCCACAGACAACCCUGUUGUUAAAAGGAGCCUGUCGUUCGGUCGUUACUGCAAUAGCAAUUAUCCCAGGUGAAGGGUGUCGAAGAAAACUAAGAGUAAAGAGCAUUGAAUUGAAUUUUGUUCAGUUCCUGAAAUAUAAAAUAGAUGGGCGGGUGCGAAGAGAGAACUACACAAAAGACGAACGCACAGGGCGAAACGAUUCAGGUAAGUUACCAAAACAUCAUACUGUCCUAUGUGGUUAGGCAUGCCACAUAAAAAUACUACAUUGGUUCUCAAGUUCACCUUCUGACAGAGGAUAUGAAGUGAAAACAAGAUGAGAUCUAUUAGGCUCUGAGCUCGUGAUUUAUGAAUUGAUUUAGGCUUCAGUUUUAAAAUGGACAAAUGGAAUUUUCUGUGUUUGUUGUUUUAUAUUAUUUACUUACUUUUAUCUUCCCUGUAAAUAUAAAUUUCCAUAACUCGCUUCUCUCUUUGGAAUUAUUAUUAGUAUUGUCAAGGCAUAAGCAAGACCAGCAGGAAUGGUGACUUUAUGCAAAAGUAGAAUUUUCAAUUCAUGACAUGCAACCAAAAUGAAUUAAUUUUUUAUUCACAUCUAUGUUUGUAUGUAUACAGAAUUAUUCAAUCAACAUGGACAGUCAUGCAAUAAAUUUUUACUCAUAUCUAUGUCUGUAUACAGAAUUAUUUUGUCCCGUUUGUAUCUGAAUAUGGUAUGAUAAGUAUUUAGCUCAGGGGUGUGCAACUGGCGGCCCGCGGGCCACAACCCGGCUCGUCAAGCCAUUUAGUGUGGACCUAAUCAACACUCAGAUUUUUCACAUCAAGCCCAAAAUCUCAAUCCGCCAGUUAAUGUUUAGAAAGGCUAUCAUAUGGAUAAAAAUACACAAUGUUUUUUGCUGUUGUCACUGUGUUAAAUCUUUUGCCGUUUUAUCAAGUCCAUUUAUUUCUGUAAGGGUAAGCGAUGGCCGCAUUCUUUUCUGUUGGCUUUCCAGCUAAAUUUUUUGUGUGGCCCGGCUAGAUGUCUGAAGUUGGUUGUAUGGCCCGCUGAUGAAAAAUGUUGCACAUCCCUGAUUUAGUUCAUGAAAUUAGAAAGGCCUAAUAUAACUGUGAGGUGAAAAGAGAGUAAACCAAGAAACAUUUUGUGAUGGGCUUGUUUAAAAAAAGUUUUCACAACUAUGUGGUUAGAUUAAAGUGUAAUAUUUUGAUAAGUUUAAUUUUAAUAUAGAUGUAAAUGGAUGUUUUUAACAAAAAGCAAACCCCUAAGAGGUAAAUUUAUCUCCGCACGUGAAUAGAGAGGAUUUAAUUGAAUUCACCCAAACAGUUAUUUGUAGCAUAUCCUCCGAGUUAUGACCACAUUUGGACUGCUUGUCUUGAAAAAUGGCAGAUCAAGGUCAACCACAAGAGGGAGCUAAUGUAGUGAACUUUAUAGACGCACAGAUCAAUGAAUUACAUGCAGAAAAUGUGAAUCAGCUUCAUGCUCAGGCAGACGUAAUUCAAGCAGGAUGUGCUGGUCAGAUUCACGCUGAAAAUAUUGAGCACCUCCACAUACACUUUGACAAUAAUGCUCUGCACCCUCCAGCUGCACCACAACCUCAAGUACAAGCUGAUGAAGCGUCUCUCAGGACUAUGCAAGAGGAAAUGCCCUCCACUUCAGGUGAAACUACAAGAGCUCAAAGGAUGAAGGGAUCCACUGAUGCCAAACUUGCCUCAGAUAAUUUUCCUUGUCCGGUCUAUGAAGUGGCACCUACACCAUCAGGAAUCCGUACAAAAAAAGGAAAUGGUAAAAAGGCAAAAAGGGAAAGAAGAAAGCAUGCAAAAAAAUUUAUCAAUUAUUUCAACAAGAGAACCCUGGAGCAAACAAAAGUGAAAAUCGCAGAAGAUUACAAACAGCUAAACUUAAACGAACCAGACUUUGAGGUAAAUCCCCAACUUAGAGAAGUGCCACGUUUCUACAGAGGAGAAAUGGCCCCCAAGAAUAGGCAAUACAAUAUCGAGACUGGAUUCACUGUUAAAGCAAAUGAAGAAAAAUUUGGAAAACCUAUUUCUCAGAAUGAACUCAUAGAACAAUUAGGCAACAAAAAAUACAGGUAUAUUGCCAUAUUGGGACAGGCAGGUGGCGGGAAAACGACAAGUAUGAAACGCCUUGCUCGAACACUUCAUAUCACAAACAAAUUAGGAGAAGAAGCCCAAGCUGCUGAAGCAUUGCAGCUGGAACAUCGCUUUGAAUUUAUUCAUCACUUGAACAUCAAAGAUAUCCCGGUUUUAGAAGGAACUACACGAGAUGAAGCCAUCAGUCCAUGUGAACUUCUUUUUGGGAAAGAAGCUUCAGGACUCUCACCACAAGAAUUGAAAGACGGCUAUGAACGGCUGCAACAAAAUCAAUCAAAGUCAAUUCUUUUCCUUGACGGACUUGAUCAAGCAACUUGGAGUCUUUUGGGAAAACACAACAAGAUGAAAUAUACUGAUAAAUCUAGCACAGCAACUGUCAUGUACAAUAUCAUAACAGGCAAUCUCUUUCCUGACAUGACGAUCGUGAUUUCUUCGCGCGAGUUCAGAGUGGCAUCACUCCCAUCAGAAUUGAGGCCGCAAUUCAUAACUGCCCUUGCUGGUCUGGCUCAAAAUGAUAUCAAGCGUUUGUUCAUUGCAAUUAUAGGAGACAGUGGUGAAAAAGCUUGGGAGAAAUUAACAAUGCAGUCGCCCGCACUUAUCCCGUUAUCAUCUGUUCCUCUAUUUCUAAUAUUCAAUGCAAUCGUUUGCAAGGACAGCCCAGAUAAUCCACCAGAUACUAUGACUGAGGUAAUGCUACAAAUCCUCCACAUCUUCAUACGAUCCGCUCAUGCCCGUAAAAAGGAAAAAAUUGAAGAAACACUCCAGAAACUAAUGCAAAUGUCAUUUGAAGGCACAAAAGAAAAUCGAGUCAUUUUCACAAUCAAGGAUCUCGAAAAAGUAAAGCUUAGUCCUCUUGAGGUUCAGGACUUUGUCAUCAAGGUACCUGGGAAAAAUAUGUUCAACCAGCAUCUCAUGGAAGGAGACCAUCUAAUGUUCUUCAGCCAUCAAAUCUUUCAAGAAGUUUUAUCCGCUCUCUAUAUUUCAAGCAUGGAUUCUACUACGUUUCGCACCUUUAUCGAAACUGAGAUUCGAGACGAUCAUUGGGCAGUUGUUCGUCGUUUUCUAAGUGGAAUCAUUCUGAAUCCUGAUAUUGAAAGCAGUCUCAUAACAAAUCUUUCUUCUGGUGCCAGACAAGAUGAUAAAAGAGAGGUUCUAAGAAAAUUUCUCGCAUUUCAAUCCAGUCAAAAAAUGAAAUGGUAUGAAACGUUGGAGCUGUUUGGGACAUUAUACGAAGCUAAUGACACCGACCUUAUUCGUUCCUGCAUCAAGGACAUCAAUUUUUCACACGAAUCCUUCACUACAGUCGGAAUGCAUGCCAUGUCAUCGGUCAUGCGACGUUGCAGCCAACUAGAAUCUGUUCGUCUUCAAAACUGUAAUCUCAAUGCCGAGUUGGUUCAUAUCCUGAAGUCAAAUCUAAAGGGUUCUUCUUUAAAGCUGAAUCAACUAAAUGUCAGUUCUAGCAGCAACCUUGGAACCGAUGGUUUUGGUGAACUUGGAUUAGUUGUUUCACAAUGUCAUGUGGAGACAUUCAAUGCUUUCAAUUGCAAUCUAACAGCGGAAGGAAUGAAAGCAUUUAAAGAAAACACUCGCAAUGCAAAGCUGAAUAAACUAGAAGUCAGUUAUAACGAGAACUUGGAACGGAUGGUUUUGGUGAACUUGGAUUAGUUGUUACACAAUGCCAGGUAAAGACAUUUGAUGCUGGGAAUUGCAAUCUGACAGCAGAAGAAAUAAAAGCUUUUAAAGAAAACACUGGCAAUGCAAAGCUGAAUGGACUAAAUGUCAGUUAUAACGAGAACCUUGGAACCGAUGGUUUUGGUGAACUCGGAUUAGUUGUGACACAAUGUCAGGUAAACGCAUUCAAGGCUGGUAAUUGCAAUCUGACAGCAGAAGGAAUGAAAGCAUUUAAAGAAAACACUCGCAAUGCAAAGAUAAGGUACCUGUAUCUGAGUGGGAACAAAGUCAGCAGACUCGGAGAUGAAGGAUUAUCUACAAUCAGUGAUAUUGUUCAUCAAUGCCAGGUUGAAGGAUUGUCGAUGCGGGAUUGCUACUUCAACCCUUAUCAGUUGGAGAGAUUCAAAGCAUCGAUCGCUGAUACCAGAGUCAUGUUCAGUGACAGAUAGAAUCCACAAACAAUGUAUCGAAUAAAUUUUAAUGCUGGGUCAUUCAAGCUUGGAUCUCAUUCUGCUUUUACUGGUUUUUGUUUGAUCUCAUCAUAUUCUUUGCCAACAGAUUAACAUCAGAAGAAAUCUUUAUUUCCACUCCGAACAAGGCUCGAGCAAGUAUGUACAUUCUGUUCAGGUUUUCAGGUUUGGCACCAUACUUUAAUUUUAAUGUAUUUGGAAAAUCAGAAAGUGGGUCAUUUGCUGGUGAAAACGAUCAGUUAAAUGCAUAACACAUUUUUAUAAAUUACAAAUAGUUUUAGCACUAAUACCAAAAUAUCUACAACCCUCUAAAUUUUGAAACACCCCCUCCUCCCCCUAAAAUGAGAAAGCUGGAGAACAUACUGAUUUUUAGUAAUUAACAUUUGUACACAUUAGAAGAAAAAUAUUUUCACUCUUUGUUUCCACUCCAAGCAAUUAGCCAAUUAUAGAUACGAAUUGCAAUAUUAUAUCCAUCAUAUUACCUGUUCUAAUCAGACCUCAAAUGUGUGAUCAAUUCAUACAAAGUACCCAAGUAAAUGUUUUAACCUCUUGUCGACUCUGAACAGAGCAUGAGCAAAGUGUGAUCCCGACAUAUUUAUCAACUGCAAUGCCAUAUAUCAGUGGACCCCAACUCUUUUUUUUCAAGUAACCCAAAUUUUUUGAAAAAUAAAUUUUGUAGAAUCGGGGCACCCAAGGAUGCGCUCAUACUGGGCAGUAUGUAAUGAUUAUGCUCUAUAUAGUCUUAUAUGAAACAACCAUUUUUACUUUAAAUUUAUUUUCUCAAAAAUGAACUCAAAGUGAGACGGCUGCGCUUAUUUGCCAUAAUCGAGAUUUUAAAUUCAUGACGCAGCUUUACCAAAGCAAAACAGCAGAUUCUAAGUUUAAAAAGCUGUCAUUCUUCACAGGUAUACAAAUACUUUGAGCAACACUUCAAUAUGAAUAUCAAUUAACUAAAAAAUUAAAAUGAAUCUUCCUGUUUUAUGUUGAAUAAGUGAACCAAGAAAAUUUCCAAGCGAACCAAUUUUGGGUCGCGACCUAUAGGUUGGGAAACACUUCUUUAGAUCAUAUGACCCUGAUUGCCCAGGACUUACCGUAAAUGCGUUAUCCAUUUGUACAGUGUAUCUGAGUAAAAUUUACCCCCAACAGAUUUAGUUCAGAUUGUCGACUUUGGGGUUGGAAAGAGAACAAGAGCGCAAAAGUAAUUUGACUAUAAAAGUUUUCUAUUUCUAUUUGUUUAUUUAGUGGAAAAAUUUGACUCCUAUGUCAAUAUUUCGCAACCUUCAAAUUGCACUCCUAAAUUUUAGCGGAAAAUCUUGAUGAGGGAGAAUAAGUAAACUGAACUCAACUCCACAGCCUGAAUAAUAAAAUGAACUUUAUUCAAUUUCAUUAUUAUCAAAUAUGUCACAUUUUGCAAUUCAAUCAAACUAAUCUCAAUUGAAAAGAUUGUCAUUCAACCCCUUCCCCGAUAUAACUGCUGUGCGGUGUUCCCUUUUAUUUUUUGCUGGAAUAAUGUGAAUAUCAUGUGAAAAUAUUUCCUUUCGUAAUUUUCAUGGAAUAAUCAUAAUGAAAAAUAAUUGACCAGUAAUAAGUUUGUUUCUGUUAAAUUAAAAUAUUGCUUUAUUAGUAGAGCUUUCUCUGACUAUUUCUAACCCGUGUUGAUGGGUCAGGUCAUCAAAUUCGAGCCAAUCACUGAGUUAAGACAUGUUGCUGGCUAGUUGAGUCCGAUUCGUAUCAGGGUUUCCCAAACUGGGGUCCGCUGACCCACGAGGGUCCAUGAUGGGUGCACAGGGGGCCAGCAGAAAUACAAAAUGAGCCUGAUCGAUCUUCAAUGAUUGAUUUCAAUCAAAAAGCCAUUGCAUCUUUUUUGGUUAAGCGCUGCGAACGAAUAUCAAUUGAUAUAAGAAAAGUCAAUUAACAUUUUAUUGUCUUUUGUAACAACCUACAAAUGGGAGGCAGCAUUUUCUGCCCUUGGUAUUUGUGCAGUGAAAUGCAACCUCAUCCAUCACAAUAAUGUCUUUUGUGUUGUAAAUGAAAAAUAUACGUCUGGUUGGUUAGGCUUUUAAAUUGAUAUGUCAUAGGAUGGGGGUCCAUCAAAAGUAAGAUCCACAAAUAGGGGUCCGUGGCCCGAAAAGUUUUGGAAACCCUGAUUUAGAUGACUCUCGUCAUUGUGAGUCUUCGAUGUAAAGUGACCUGAGUCGACCUAUGUGGCAAUUUAUAUAGUUUGGGUACUCCAGAAGUAUGUGAACCAAGAUGGCAGACACCGGAACGGAGUAUGUGUACCAGGUUAGGAUUAGGCCAUAAUUAGAGGUACAAAUACUAUUAGAGUCAUUUGGCCAUACCCAGAACUCGCAAUAGAACUAAAAUUAGGGAAAAAUGGCAUGAAGCUAUGGCUUAACCCUAACCUAGUACACAUACUACAAUCCGGUGUCCGCCAUCUUGGUGCACAUACUACAGGAGCAUCAAAAUUUGUAUUUCAUCUGCUGUGUCAUGCUUUUAUCUGAGUCAUGUUUUGUUGGUGCUUUAUCAUCAUUGUGUACUGCUUUAAGGUGAAUUAAGUAACAUUGCACUUUCCUAACAUUGUCAGAAAUUGUCAUUAAAUUUCAUUCAAAUAUGUUCUAUCCCAUGUUUUUUUCUACUUUUGUGUAUUUUCGAUAUUUAGUAACCCCUUAUGAACCACUAUAAUUCCUAAUGCUUUCACAAUUUGUUAGACAAAUCGGUACUCCUGUAGUAUGUGAACCAAAAUGGCAGACACCGGAACGUAGUAUGUGUACCAGGUUAGGGUUAGGCCAUAAUUUCAGGUACAAAUCAUACGGGA
Messenger RNA from Styela clava, 7112 nucleotides. Lineage: Eukaryota; Metazoa; Chordata; Ascidiacea; Stolidobranchia; Styelidae. The record is from RefSeq and is a predicted model, not a curated record.